AUGCAGAACGACUCAGGAGAAUUUGUUGGUCUCUAUGUUCCAUGCAAAUGCUCUGCUAGCAACAGAAUUAUUGGUGCCAAGCACCAUGCCUUCAUUCAAAUCAACCAUUCUGACGUUGAUAAAAUAACUGGGAGAUUCAAUGGACAGCACAGAACCAAUGCCAUCUGUGGAGCUAUUCGUGGAAUGGGUGAAUCAGAUGAUUGUAUCCUGAGGCUAGCAGAGAACGACGGGAUUGUGGCCAAGGCCGUCUAACAAGCAGAAGACUUGCGUUUGGGAAGGCUGAUAUUUGUCUAGAAAUAAAAAUAA
Messenger RNA from Pristis pectinata (smalltooth sawfish), 306 nucleotides. Its product is annotated as 40S ribosomal protein S21-like. NCBI's taxonomy places the organism in Eukaryota, Metazoa, Chordata, Chondrichthyes, Rhinopristiformes, Pristidae. Gene Ontology annotation, cellular component: ribosome; cytosolic small ribosomal subunit. The record is from RefSeq and is a predicted model, not a curated record. Gene Ontology annotation, biological process: endonucleolytic cleavage to generate mature 3'-end of SSU-rRNA from (SSU-rRNA, 5.8S rRNA, LSU-rRNA); endonucleolytic cleavage in ITS1 to separate SSU-rRNA from 5.8S rRNA and LSU-rRNA from tricistronic rRNA transcript (SSU-rRNA, 5.8S rRNA, LSU-rRNA); translation. Gene Ontology annotation, molecular function: structural constituent of ribosome.